Messenger RNA from Pediculus humanus corporis (human body louse), 1011 nucleotides. RefSeq lists its product as uncharacterized. Gene Ontology annotation, cellular component: mitochondrion. The transcript is spliced from 8 exons. Gene Ontology annotation, molecular function: RNA binding. Lineage: Eukaryota; Metazoa; Arthropoda; Insecta; Psocodea; Pediculidae. Gene Ontology annotation, biological process: mitochondrion organization; regulation of mRNA processing; multicellular organism development. The record is from RefSeq and is a predicted model, not a curated record. The coding region runs from base 1 to 1011 and encodes 336 amino acids.
AUGAGUUAUAGAAACAUAGCUUUUUUUCGUACAUUUCUUCCAAAUAGUAAAAAUGAAUUUUUCAAAAGCACUUAUAUCACAAAUUUUUCACAUAUCAUAAAAACUUUAAAACUUGAUUCAUUUAGAGAAUUUCGUACAAAUUUAUCAAAAACACUUAAUAAUCCAGACUUGUUUAAAGCUGAAAUGAAAAAUAAAUGUGAAGAAGGAUCUUAUGGAAUGAUAUUUGAAAAUGAUUUAAAAUGCAUGAUUAGUAUAACAAAAACUAAUGAAGAUGUAGAAUUGUUCAAAAACAUGUUGCAAAAAUAUUGUUCGCAGACAAGAGUGGUUCAAUACAGCCAUUAUAAAAUUGGUCCUGAAAUUGCAAGAUUAUUUUAUACAUUAAAUAAACCUCAAGAUGCUUUAGAACUUUUAAAAAAUCAAGAAAUCAAUGUUUUAUUUAACAAUUUCCAAACAAAUUUUAUUUUAGCUAAUUUAUUAUAUGACAGAGAAAUGUAUCAAGAUAAUACUCCUGAAUCUUUCAAAGAUGCUGUAAAUGUAUAUAACAACAUGGAAAAGUGCAAAUUUAAAUGUCCAGAAAGAAGCAUAGCAUUACUUUGUUGUUUAGCUUUAAAACAAAAACAGCCACACUUUGUUAUUGAUAUUUUAGCAUUCACAGAUAUAAAAGACUUUCAAAGUGUUUUGAGUAUUUUAAAAACUAUAUUGUAUGCAGAUGUUCCAAAAUAUGCUUUACCAUUUUAUGUUAUGGAUGAAACAUUAAAUUAUGUAGAAGCUGCAAUUGAGAAAAGUGAUAGUGCAUAUAAAAAAUUCCAAAAAUUAAAACAAGAGUUGUUGGCUCAUAAUUUGGUAAAAACAGAGGAGUUAGAAAAUACUUUGUUGGAAAAAAUUGAUUUAACUUCAGUAACAAUAUUUAGAAAUAAAAUAUUUGGUAAGAGCAAUCAAUCUGACAAAGAAAAUUGUAAUUUUGCUUGGUUUAUUUCAAAACACAUUGUAAAUAGAUUAGAAAGAGAAUAA